CUCUCCUCCAAAAUAUCCAUAUAUCGGGAUCCAUCCCGUUCUCCCUCCUACCCUCGUCACGACAAGGAGCGGCGCACAAUCGCCUAAUUAUCCCCGCCCCCUCCUUCCCUCCCUCCAUCUCUCAGCAAAGAGAGGAAAAAAAAAGAAAAAAAUACAAAAGAAAAAAACAAACAAUGGUCCGAGCGAUGGAGAGCUUCCUCCCAUAACGCCCCUCCCUUCCCCAAUGACCCGUGUCCUCCCCCUGGACUCGGACGACGCCGACGACCACUCCGCGCCACCCAGAUCCCACGCCGGAGGCGGCGUCGCUGGUGCCGGCAGCGGCGGAGGCGGCACAGCGAUGCGCAUCAUCGUUCCCCUCCAGGGAGUCGUCCAGGGGCGCGGCGGCCUCGUCCUUGGCUCCCUCAUUCCCUGCGCCCUCUUCUACUUCCUCCAGCUCUACCUCAAGCGCAAAAACCGCCCCUCCUCCCCCUCCCCCUCCCCUCCCUCCCCUUCUCCGUCCUCUUCCAACCUCUCGGAGCUCUCCACCAUCCCCCGGUCCCUCUCCCGGGGCCUCCUCUCCCCACGCGGCUCCUCCGGCCGCGCCCAGCUGUCUUCCCGGGGCGCCGCCAUCGCCAGGCCUGAUGAUUCCCUCUACUACAUCGGCUACAAGAGGUGCCUCGACGACCCAUACCAUCCCUCCUCGAAUCCUGAUGGCAUCAUGCAGCUCGGUUUGGCCGAGAACCAGCUGUCGCUGGAUCUUGUCCGGGACUGGCUGGCGAGUAAUUUGAAGGAAUCCUUUCCCUGUGACAAGGAAAACGGGGGUUUGAAUAUCAGAGGAUUGGCAACCUAUCAGCCACAUGAUGGACUGAUGGAUUUGAAGAUGGCUAUGGCUGGAUUCAUGGGUCAAGUCAUGCAAGGAUCAGUUUCAUUCAAUUCAUCACAAAUUAUAUUAACAGCAGGUGCCACUCCUGCAAUUGAAACAUUAAGUUUCUGUCUGGCAGAUCCUGGAAAUGCAUUUCUUGUUCCUUCACCAUAUUACCCUGGGUGGGACAGAGAUAUAAAGUGGCGAACUGGGGUAGAGUUAAUUCCUGUUCCAUGCCGAAGCACCGAUAACUUCAACAUAAGUAUUGCUGCUCUUGAUAGAGCAUACAGUCAAGCAAAGAAAAGAGGGGUAAAAGUCCGUGCUGUUCUUGUUUCUAACCCAACUAACCCUGUCGGUAACAUUCUGAGUCGGGAAACAUUGUAUGGCCUUCUUGACUUUGCUACAGAGAAAAACAUUCAUCUGAUUUCUGAUGAAAUAUUUGCUGGGUCAACCCAUGGAAGCAGUAAGUUUGUUAGUAUUGCAGAGGUUCUAGAUGCAGAAGGUUUUGACAGAAGCAGGGUUCAUAUAAUAUAUGGCCUGUCAAAAGACCUUUCUCUUCCAGGCUUUAGAGUGGGAGUCAUUUAUUCCUUCAAUGAACAUGUACUGGCUGCUGCUGCAAAGCUGGCAAGGUUCUCUUCCAUUUCAGCUCCCACUCAAUGCUUGCUUGUCUCAAUGCUUUCGGAUACAAAGUUCAUCUCUGAAUAUCUUGAGAUAAACAGAGAGCGGCUACAAAAAAUGUAUGCACUAUUUGUGGAUGGACUGAAACAGUUAGGCAUUGAGUGCACUAGUGGCAGUGGGGGAUUCUACUGUUGGGCAGACAUGAGCAAGUUUAUUCGAUCAUACAGUGAGAAAGGGGAGCUCAAGCUCUGGGAUAAACUGUUAAAUGUAGCUAGGGUCAAUGUAACACCUGGAUCAUCAUGUCACUGCAUUGAACCUGGAUGGUUUAGAUGUUGCUUUACAACAUUGACAGAGAAAGAUAUUCCUGUAGUCAUGGAAAGGAUUAGGAGAAUCACUGAAAGCCAUUGAAGUUCAAUGUUGAAAAGACAGGUAAAUUAACCAUCUUCAAGUUACAUUAUUGGGUAUCUGAUAGGUGUGUGGUUUAUUGCUUCAAUAAGUUAAGCUGCAAAAACUGGGAAAGUAGACUAUCUUUUCGUUGGAGCUUGACAAGGAAUGCGUUCUAUGUUAUGUGUAAGGAAUGAAAUUAUUGCCUUUAAUAAAAAAACUCCUUGUCUGUAACAUCAUUUUGUAGAAGUUUUAUCUUCAGGUUGUGGAGAGAUGUUAAUGUCAAGGUGCUUUUCAAGGGACACUUUUGAGAACCUUGAAGUCAUGCCUGCCAAUCCCAAUUUUAGCUGCUGCAGCUAAGUGGAUGGUAUUUCUGCAUUUGUUCGUGUCCUGUUUCUAAUGGUUCAGCCUCAGUUGUAAUAGGUUAGAAAAUAUUCAAAGUUACAUGAGCAUCCUCUCCUUGCUUCUAGGGCAAAGCAACAGAUUCAAAAAUUUGCAGGUAUGUUAUAGGAACCUUGAUAUUCAUUGGAAUGUAAAAUAUUUUUUUGAUCUCCCUA
This is a messenger RNA of Phoenix dactylifera (date palm), 2400 nucleotides long. Its product is annotated as 1-aminocyclopropane-1-carboxylate synthase 6-like. Gene Ontology annotation, biological process: biosynthetic process; amino acid metabolic process. The record is from RefSeq and is a predicted model, not a curated record. Gene Ontology annotation, molecular function: pyridoxal phosphate binding; transaminase activity. NCBI's taxonomy places the organism in Eukaryota, Viridiplantae, Streptophyta, Magnoliopsida, Arecales, Arecaceae.